Messenger RNA from Vicia faba (fava bean), 909 nucleotides. NCBI's taxonomy places the organism in Eukaryota, Viridiplantae, Streptophyta, Magnoliopsida, Fabales, Fabaceae. The record is from the annotation of a GenBank genome assembly.
AUGAAGCUACCAUCCAAAACCAUUUCAAGCCCAGCUCGCACAGACAAAUUCCCUCCACCAUUAAUGCGUUUCUUAAGAAGCAAUGCAUCAAGUCGGAGCAGAAGAUCAAAAUCAAGCCCCAUGUUCGUUCUACGCAAGAAAAACAACAACAACAACAUUGAAACAACUCAAGAACCUUCUUCCCCUAAAGUCACUUGCAUGGGUCAAGUCAGAGCCAAACGCUCCUCCAAAUCAAAUCCCACUCACCGCACCUGGAUUAAAAAGCCCAAUACAUGCAGUUGUCGCCCCGUUUGGCCCAUAUGGGCUUUCUUCCACAGAAAAUCACCUAAACCAAAACAACCAGAUGAGUUUGUUUCUAUUUCUAUUUCUAAUAGUAAUAUUAAGAAAGAGAUUUUUAGUGUUGGUAAUUAUAAUCAAAAUCAAAAUCACAAUCACAAUCACAAUGCUAUCCCUUCAGCUUCAACUUCAACUUCAAACGCUUGUUCUCCUCCCAAGAACGCUUUACUGUUAACACGCUGUAGAUCCGCUCCGUACAGAUCUUCUUCACUUGCCAGUAGGUUUUGGAGUUCACCUUUAAGGAACGAAGAAACGGAGUCUACUUCCGAUAACGAGAAAUCGAGUUCGCAAUCGCUGAAUAGAGACUCGGUUUCUGAGGAUUCCGUAGGUACUGAGAGAUUCGGUUCUGUUAGGGAUUUCGAAAAUGUUGAAGAGUUGUUAUUGAAGGGAAGGGUGAAAAAGGAAGAAGAUGAGGAUUCUGCGGUGGUGGCGCGUCCGCUUGUACUCACUCGGUGCAAAUCGGAACCGGCGAGAGUAGAUUACAGAAUUGACCCUGAGGUAAAUAGUAUGUGGAAAAAGACAAGGUUGGGUUUUGCUGUUGCUUCUUCUCCUCUCCACGUACUUUCUGAUUAA